Morchella importuna is the source of this 1014-nucleotide messenger RNA. RefSeq lists its product as uncharacterized. The transcript has a single exon. The record is from RefSeq and is a predicted model, not a curated record. Bases 1 to 1014 code for a protein of 337 amino acids. Lineage: Eukaryota; Fungi; Ascomycota; Pezizomycetes; Pezizales; Morchellaceae.
AUGUCGGAGAUCACCUUCGGCACCCCAGCGGCAACAGCAACCCUCGAGAAGCCCAAAACCUCAGAGUCACCAAAAAUCUCAGGGGAUCCAAAGACCCUCCAGGAGCCAAGAACCGCAGAGCAACUAACGACUCUGGUGAAAAAAGACAAAGAGGCAGAAGGACCCCAAACCCCCGAGGAACCAAACACCCCAGCGCAGCAGCCAGAGCCACCAAAGAAGCCACGAACCCCAAGGGCCGACCUCUCGACCGAGUUCGAACCCGAGCCUGCUGAAGAGGCCCUAGCGACCCGCGCGGAACAUGUGGAAUCGACAAAAGUAGAAGCUCCCUCAUCUCCCUUGUCCCCUGCGACUACCGAGUCUGACGACGACAACUACGACUCCCUCGACUCCCCCGAGUCGCCGCCAGGCCCCGUCUCCAGCCCCAAAGACUCUAGCCCCGAAGAUUCUCCUAACCUUCCCUCCCCCUCCCCCUCCCCCUCCCCCUCCCCCAGCCCCUCCCCGCCAUCCUCCCGCGGCCGUCACACCCGGCACUCGCGCAGCCUCAGGCUCGCACCCCUCUCCGUCAUCUGCCGCCACACGCACGUCACACACUCGGGCUGCGUGCACACCGAGUCCACCAUCGGCCGCAUCUGCCGCAAGGUCGAGCUCUGCGCGGACGGCGUGCUGAACAACUGGCAGCAGCUGGGCGACUGCGAUAUGUGUGACGACUCGAAGAAUCUCAACUGGGAUAUGGAUAGCAUGGAUGGCGGCGACAGCGGGAAUGAUUGUGAGAGUGAGAGUGGGAGGGAGGAUGAUGACGAUGAGGAUGAGGAGGGGUUGGUGGUGGGAGUGGGUAGAAAGGGGGUGGGCGUCAAGAAGGCUGAGGAAGUCACCGUCACCGAAUCUCCUGCUGGGCUGCGUAAGUCGAAUAGGAAGAGGGCGCAUGAAGACGAGGAUGAGGAGGAGACGCAGCGGAGGAAGCGCAGGAGGGUGUCGUUCGAUGCGACUCUGCAGAUUCAACACUUUAAAUCUUAG